UUCGUCAGAGGGAACAGCUAAAGAACAAAAUGGAGGAAUAUGCCAGAGAACCAUGCCCUUGGAGAAUUGUGGACGACUGUGGUGGAGCCUUCACCAUGGGAGCCAUUGGAGGAGGAAUAUUUCAGGCAGUAAAGGGCUUCAGAAAUGCACCCUCAGGGAUGAGCCACAGAAUGAGAGGUAGCAUGACUGCAAUCAAAACCAGAGCCCCACAGCUUGGAGGUAGCUUUGCAGUAUGGGGAGGCCUUUUCUCCAUGAUUGACUGUGGAUUAGUAAAAGUCAGAGGAAAAGAAGAUCCAUGGAACUCAAUAACAAGUGGGGCCAUGACAGGAGCUAUCCUUGCUGCAAGAAAUGGACCGGUAGCCAUGGUGGGAUCAGCAGCCAUGGGAGGCAUUCUGCUGGCAUUGAUAGAGGGUGCUGGAAUCUUGCUUACAAGGUUUGCUUCUGCACAAUUUCCAACUGGGCCUCAGUUUGCAGAGGAACCUGCCCCUGCUCCCAUGCCUUCCCCUUCCUUUGGAGACUACAGCCAAUAUCAGUGAGAGGACUUUCUGUAUCCACUAAGCCUUUUUGAAUUCCUUGCUGAAGUUAAAAUGAAGACAUUGGAUGCAAAUUACCACUCAUCGAACAAGAAAAAUCUGCACCCAAUUUUACGGACUAUGUCAAAGAAGUGAAGAGCAAAAACAUCUUCGUUUACUUCUCAAGAGCCAUGUACAGAUCUGUGUUUUACCAUUCUCAGCCUUGUGGUGUGCAUCUGUUUCACAAAACAUUUGUUAAAUACAGAGAUGUGCUUGUGGGGAUGAGGCAUGAUUUUCUAUUUUUGUUCGUAUAAAGUUUGCAAAAACACAUCACACAUGGAACAUAUUAAAUUAUGUAUAAGUUAAAUACUUAUGUAUAUACAGUAACAACUCUUUGCUUGUAUUCACACGGUAGUCUUUAUUUGCCCUAAAUGUAUCACCUGCUUGUGCUGGCCGGAGACAUUUGGCUGGCCAUUCUGUUGUGAAGGUAGAACAUCGGAUACAAAGUGAUUCCUGGAGGAAAAGGAUUGUUUUAAAGUGAUUUAUUUAUUUUAGAUUGUAAAGCGUUGGACCAGGCAUGGUGUUUUAUCUGACAGUCAUUUUACAUUCAACAAAGAGCUGUGGAUAAUAUUGCCAGUGGCAAAAUAUGGCAUAGACUGUACAAAUGAAUAGGGAAACUCCAGCAAGGGAUUACUGUAUAGUGUAUUAAAGCUGUAUGCCAGAUUGUACUGUGGUACAAUAAAGAAAUAAAUUGUAAAAUCGC
This is a messenger RNA of Solea senegalensis (Senegalese sole), 1275 nucleotides long. It is a transcript of the gene timm17a, whose product is annotated as translocase of inner mitochondrial membrane 17 homolog A (yeast). The transcript has 6 exons. Gene Ontology annotation, biological process: protein import into mitochondrial matrix. Gene Ontology annotation, molecular function: transmembrane protein transporter activity. The record is from RefSeq and is a predicted model, not a curated record. NCBI's taxonomy places the organism in Eukaryota, Metazoa, Chordata, Actinopteri, Pleuronectiformes, Soleidae. The coding region runs from base 30 to 536 and encodes 168 amino acids. Gene Ontology annotation, cellular component: mitochondrial inner membrane; TIM23 mitochondrial import inner membrane translocase complex.